GAAGGGGGGCUAUUUGGUCAUUGUGGCGGGAAAAAUUCUCUUGGGGAGUGGUACAUAGGUGUGGUACCGCGGGGUUUUGUAGUUUGCUCCCUCGUCGCCCUGUGUGCAGUGCUGCUGCGUGCGUGUACGCGGGGGUAGUAUUGCCGGUAUCCGAUUUGGGCCUCUCUUCGUGUGAGGGGGUGUGAGCCAGGGGUGUUUUGGUUUUGGAGGUUAGAGUGUGCUAAGUGUUGGGGGAAUUGGGCGUGCUGAGCGGUCGCUUUCUUUCGUUGCUUGUGUCGGUUAUCUGACGGUCUUGGUACUUUUAUUUUUAUUUUUAUUUUAUUGUGGAGGGUGCGUCCGUUCGCGGUGGUCGAUUCUUUUCGGUUAACUCGCAUUUGGAGAAGUCCUCUCUUCCCCAGUGCGCUUCUUGACCUUUCUUUACGUAGGGGUGACUUGCGAAAAGCGAGUGCUUAGUUGUGAAGUGCUCGGUUGGUAACAGUCGUUUUGGUUGUUUAGUUAAAGAGUUCAGAGUACCCUGUUUUUUUUUUUUUUUUUUUUUUAAUACAUCCCGCGACAAGUAGAGCGAUACCAUGGUGGUGGGUGGGAAUCAGUCUGGAAAAGGCGCCAAAGGGCUGCUCAUGGGUAAAGCACCUGCUCCUGUCGUAGACGAUAAAAACAAGGAUAAGAAGAAGCCUACUUCUCGAUCAUCCCGGGCUGGUCUUCAGUUCCCCGUGGGGCGUAUUCACCGGCUGUUAAAGUCAAGAGUGGCCGCAAAUGGAAGAGUGGGGGCGACUGCUGCGGUAUAUUCAGCGGCCAUCCUUGAGUACCUUACUGCUGAGGUGUUGGAGUUGGCGGGAAAUGCGAGUAAGGAUCUGAAGGUGAAGCGUAUAACACCCCGCCAUCUACAACUUGCCAUUCGGGGAGAUGAGGAGCUAGAUACUCUGAUCAAGGGUACCAUUGCCGGUGGAGGAGUUAUACCUCACAUUCACAAGUCUCUAAUUAACAAGACAUCAAAGAAGGAUUGAGAAGGUUCAUAUCCGCAGUUUCAUAGCUCAGGAGGGCACUGUACUGCAAUGAAGUAUGAUAUUGAUACGAUGCAUCGUAGAGGAGAAAGAACAUCAACGAUUCAUUUAAGCAGUUACUUUUCCUUGACAUUCUUGACAAAGUUGCGGGCAGUCGAGGUGUUGGACUCCUGAUUUUUCAGUUGACGCCUUGUGUAUAUGAGAAGUUCUGUGUAGGAUGUUAGUACACUCUGUUCUGCUCUGCCACGACCUGGGGUUCGGUUCCGGUGUGUCCUUAGCUUUACAGAUUUCUUUCAUUUUCUCUCUUUUUUAUUCCUUUUUUUUACUUUUCACUGAACGCUAUUCUUGUGUACUUCAGCUUUUCAAUGGCUUUUAAAAAUCUCAACUCUUAGUUCUCUA
Messenger RNA from Physcomitrium patens, 1400 nucleotides. RefSeq names its product putative histone H2A variant 3. Gene Ontology annotation, molecular function: DNA binding; structural constituent of chromatin; protein heterodimerization activity. The record is from RefSeq and is a predicted model, not a curated record. Lineage: Eukaryota; Viridiplantae; Streptophyta; Bryopsida; Funariales; Funariaceae. Gene Ontology annotation, cellular component: nucleosome.